Siniperca chuatsi (mandarin fish) is the source of this 2208-nucleotide messenger RNA. It is a transcript of the gene idh1, whose product is annotated as isocitrate dehydrogenase (NADP(+)) 1. The transcript is spliced from 9 exons. Gene Ontology annotation, biological process: isocitrate metabolic process. The record is from RefSeq and is a predicted model, not a curated record. NCBI's taxonomy places the organism in Eukaryota, Metazoa, Chordata, Actinopteri, Centrarchiformes, Sinipercidae. Bases 165 to 1409 code for a protein of 414 amino acids. Gene Ontology annotation, cellular component: cytosol; peroxisome; mitochondrion. Gene Ontology annotation, molecular function: isocitrate dehydrogenase (NADP+) activity; NAD binding; magnesium ion binding.
UCUCUGAUUAGCCAAUAUCUUGCCAGUGAGCUCGGGACGUGGAAGCCGGUUACCUGCCGCUCCUUUUUACCAGCCUGACCCUCCUGCAGCUCAGCUGGUUAACCUGUAGCACGGCACGGGACAGCAUCGUCGUCGUGGACCUUUAAACUAAAUCCGGCUCUAAGAUGUCUCAGAAGAUCAAGGCCGGCUCUGUGGUGGAGAUGCAGGGAGAUGAAAUGACUCGAGUCAUCUGGGAGCUCAUCAAGGAGAAACUCAUCUUCCCGUACCUGGAGCUCGACCUGCACAGCUAUGACCUCGGUAUGGAGAACCGAGAUGUAACAGACGACCGGGUGACGGUUGAGGCGGCGGAGGCGGUCCAGCGCUACAACGUGGGCAUCAAGUGUGCCACCAUCACGCCAGAUGAGAAGCGCGUGGAAGAGUUUAAGCUUAAGCAGAUGUGGCGUUCGCCCAACGGCACCAUCCGUAACAUCCUAGGAGGCACCGUGUUCAGGGAGGCCAUCAUCUGCAAGAACAUCCCCCGCCUGGUGCCUGGCUGGGUCAAGCCCAUCAUCAUUGGCAGGCACGCCCAUGGAGAUCAGUACAAAGCCACAGACUUUGUGGUGCCUGGGCCUGGGAAAGUGGAGAUGACGUACACGCCAACAAAAGGAGAGCCAGUUAAAUUUGUCAUCCAUGAGUUUGAGGGCACAGGUGGUGUAGCCAUGGGGAUGUACAAUACAGAUAAGUCCAUCAGGGACUUUGCCCACAGCUCCUUCCAGAUGGCUCUGUCCAAAAGCUGGGCUCUCUACCUCAGUACCAAGAACACCAUCCUGAAGAAGUACGACGGUCGCUUCAAAGACAUUUUCCAGGAGAUCUACGAGAAGGAAUACCGUGCUCAGUUUGAGGCCAAAGGCAUCUGGUAUGAGCACCGUCUGAUAGAUGACAUGGUGGCCCAGGCCAUGAAAUCUGAGGGAGGCUUCAUUUGGGCCUGCAAGAACUAUGAUGGAGACGUACAGUCUGACUCUGUGGCACAAGGCUACGGCUCCCUGGGUAUGAUGACCAGUGUGCUUAUCUGUCCCGAUGGACGCACGGUAGAGUCUGAGGCCGCCCACGGCACAGUGACUCGCCACUACAGACAACACCAGCAGGGAAAAGAGACGUCCACCAAUCCCAUAGCCUCCAUCUUUGCAUGGACACGGGGCCUGCUCCACCGGGCAAAGCUGGACAACAAUGCUGAGCUGCGAGUGUUCGCCGAGGCACUGGAGGCAGUUUGCAUCGAGACCAUCGAGGCUGGUUUCAUGACCAAGGAUUUGGCCAUCUGCAUCAAAGGCCUGCCAAAUGUGACACGUGCUGACUACUUGAACACCUUUGAGUUCCUGGACAAGCUGGCAGAGAACCUGAAGAUAAAGCUAGCCAGUCCGCCUAAACUGUGAUCUCACCUCCCAGCCUCAACAAUUAAACACACACACACAUUCAAUCACACACAUCUAUACAGCUUCUGGAAUUAACACUGGAGCAGGGAGGAGGGUGCCCAGGACUAUAGGAGAUCUAUGGACUGAAACAAAGUCGUUCCCUAACUGGAGGUCUGAUUAUGUAGGGUGCCUUGUCCAGAAGGAAGGGGAAUGGAGGCUUCCGAUCAGUGUAGGCCAUCAUCCCUGUUAAUGCAUCACUAGUAGAAGUGAAAUCACAUGAAACAUUAACAGUCUCCAGGACUGACACUGGACAAAUGACCUGAUGGCUCAGUGACCUCGUUUACCCUAAUUGCACUAAGUCCCCUGAAGUGAGUGUGAUGUGUGUUGUCAGCAUUUGUCAGCGAUCUGUGCUAGACAGGGGGGCAGGAUCUGUCUGAGGGAGCCUCUAGACCCUCACAGCCUUAUUCGUUUUGUGUCAAAGUCAUCGUUUGAUUCUGGUUAUCUCCUAUGUCUUAACAAUACCUCAGGCAACACUGUUUUCAUGCCAGUUAAAAACCACAGCACUAGCACUGUCUCUCAGCAUGGUAGUAGAGUGGCCGCACACACCAUGAAAUUUACUGUUCUUCAGCACGAAACACAUAACAUGCGGACUGACUCUCCUCACACAAUUUGUAAACAAAUAAAAUACUUUUAGAUGUCGUACUCUCAUUAACUUUACAAGCCACAGUCAAUAGGAAAAAUUCUUCAUCUGUUGGUUUGUAAUCAACAUUAUGUCUGAGUCCUAAUAUGAUAACUCAUAAUAAACUUGUUUUUAAAGACA